Messenger RNA from Verticillium alfalfae VaMs.102, 990 nucleotides. RefSeq names its product 2-succinylbenzoate-CoA ligase. NCBI's taxonomy places the organism in Eukaryota, Fungi, Ascomycota, Sordariomycetes, Glomerellales, Plectosphaerellaceae. The coding region runs from base 1 to 990 and encodes 329 amino acids. The transcript is spliced from 3 exons. The record is from RefSeq and is a predicted model, not a curated record.
AUGGGCAACAUCAUCGAGUCCGGGCCUCAAAUUCCCAUGUUUCACGCCAUGGGCUGGACGUUCCCGUGGUCUAUCACAGCGGUCCGCGGCACGCAUGUCUGCUUGCGCAAGAUUGACUAUCCCCUGAUCUGGAAACUUCUCAAGGAAGAGGGCAUCACUCACUUCAAUGCCGCGCCCACCGUCAACACACUGCUCUGCUCCGCCAAGGAGGCCGAGAAGCUGCCCCAGGAAGUCCGGGUCACGGUUGCCGCCAGCCCCCCAAGCGGCCACCUUUUCGAGCAGAUGACAAACCUCAAUCUGCACCCCGUUCACGUGUACGGUCUGACCGAGACGUAUGGGCCGAUUACCAAGGGCUACCAGAUGCCAUCGUGGGAUGCGCUCUCGCCGUCGGAACGGUAUGCCAAAAUGGCGCGCCAGGGCCACGGCUUCGUCACGAGCCUGCCGAUCCGCAUCAUCAAGACGGACCUGCCAGAGGGAGAGCUGGUCGAUGUGGCCAGGGACGGCAAGGAAAUCGGGGAGAUUGUCUUUUUUGGAAACAUCUGCGCAAAGGAAUACUACAAGGAUGCCGAGGCCACGCGGAAGCUUUUCGCUGGUGGCGCGCUUCACUCUGGCGAUCUCGCCGUGUGGCACCCCGACGGAAGCGCCCAGAUCCUGGACCGGGCCAAGGACAUCAUCAUCUCGGGUGGCGAGAACAUCUCUUCUGUGGCGCUCGAGAGCAUGCUCAUGCAACACCCAGAUCUCCUGGAGGCUGCCGUCGUGGCCGUGCCUGAUUCGCACUGGGGCGAGCGUCCCAAGGCAUACGUGACAGUCAAGGAAGGUCGCCAAGUGGCGGGCGAGGACGUCAUAUCGUGGGCGAAACACCAGAGCAACAUCAGCAAGUUCAUGGUGCCUCGCGAGGUGGAGAUCGUCGAGGAGCUGCCCAAGACGAGCACCGGCAAGCUGAAGAAGAACGUGCUGAGGGAAUGGGCCCGGGGAAGCCGCCAGGCAUGA